ACCUUGAACCUUGAACCUUGGGUGUGUCCUCUCAGACCGACCGGCCGGCUGGACGAGUACCUGACCUGCAUCGCCAAGAUCCAGAAGGCGGUGGAGUACUUCCAGGACAACAACCCCGACAGUCCUGAGCUCAACACAGUGAAGGCUCGCUUCGAGAAGGGGAAGGAGCUGCUGGAGGCGGAGUUCCGCGGCCUGCUGACCCGCUACAGCCGGCCCGUCCCGCCCGUCCUCAUCCUGGACGCCAUCAGCCUGGACGAGGACCUGGAGCUGCAGGAGGACGUGGUCCUGGAGCACCUCCCCGAGGCCGUCCUGCAGGACGUGUCCUGCAUCUCCAGCUGGCUGGUGGAGUACGGACGCAACCAGGACUUCAUGACGGUCUACUUCCAGAUCCGGUCCAGCCAGCUGGACCGCUCUCUGCGGGGUCUGAAGGACCACUUCAGGAAGAGCAGCGCCUCGUCGGCCGUGCUCUACUCCCCCGCCGUGCAGACCAAGCGCAAGGACACGCCCACCAAGAAGAUCCCCAAGAGACCAGGGACCAUUCGGAAGGCUCAGAACCUUCUCAAACAGUACUCCCAGCAUGGUCUGGAUGGGAAAAAGGGGGGUUCUAACCUCACGCCUCUGGAAGGUUUCGAUCACGACCUGCGGGUCAAAGUGACCUCUGACCUGAGCGACAGGCCGGGGGCGGCUGCAGGGAAGGACGACGUGCUGGACGUGGAGAUCGACUCCUACAUCCACUGCAUCAGCGCCUUCGUCCGGCUGGCCCAGAGCGAGUACGCCCUGCUGACCGAGGUCAUCCCCGAGCACCACCAGAAGAAGACCUUCGACUCCCUCAUCCAGGAGGCUCUGGACAACCUGAUGCUGGAGGGGGACAACAUCGUGUCGGCCGCCCGCCGCGCCAUCCUGCGCCACGACUACUCGGCCGUGCUCACCAUCUUCCCCAUCCUCAGACACCUGAAGAUGAACAAGGCCGACUUCGACUCCACCCUGCAGGGGACGGCGGCGAGCACCAAGAACAAGCUGCCCACCCUCAUCACCGCCAUGGAGACCAUCGGAGCCAGAGCCCUGGAGGAGUUCGCCGACAGCAUCAAGAACGAUCCAGAUAAAGAAUACAACAUGCCAAAAGACGGAACCGUCCAUGAACUCACCAGCAACGCCAUCCUGUUCCUGCAGCAGCUGCUGGACUUCCAUGAGACAGCAGGAGCCAUGCUGGCUUCUCAAGUGCUGGGGGACACUUACAAUAUUCCUUUAGACCCCCGAGAGACCAGCUCCUCCGCCAGCAGCUACACCUCCGACUUCAACAAGCGGCUGCUGAGCAGCUACAUCUGUAAAGUCCUGGGGAACCUGCAGCUCAACCUGCUCAGUAAGUCCAAGGUGUACGAGGACCCGGCGCUCAGCGCCAUCUUCCUGCACAACAACUACAACUACAUCCUCAAGUCCCUGGAGAAGUCGGAGCUGAUCCAGCUGGUAACGGUGACCCAGAGGAGAGCCGAGGCCUCGUACCGGGAGCUGAUCGAGCAGCAGAUCGACACCUACCAGCGCAGCUGGCUGAAGGUCACGGAACACCUGACGGACAGAAACAUGCCUGCAGUCCAGCCCGGGUCAAAGCUGAAAGACAAAGAGAGACAAGUCAUCAAGGACAAGUUCAAGGGUUUCAACGACGGUCUGGAGGAGCUGUGUAAGACCCAGAAGGGCUGGGCCGUCCCGGACAAGGACCAGCGGGACUUCAUCCGCCAGGCGCAGCGCAAGGUGGUGUCGGACGCCUACCGGGCCUUUCUUCACCGAUGUGCCAACAUUUCCUUCACCAAGAACCCGGAGAAAUACCACAAGUACCGACCGGAGGAGGUGGAGGAGAUGAUCGAGAGGCUGUUCGACACGUCGGCCUGAGCUGCUGCUGCUGCUCCACCUGCUGCUCCUCCUCCCCCUCCUCCUCUUCCUCCUCUUCCUCCUCUUCCUCCUCCUCUUCCUCUCCUUCGUCUCACUGUUCAUCUCACAUUCAGUAGAAUUCAAUAAAGAGCAUUAUCUCGAACAUGAAACGAGGAGCAGAAGGUUUAUCUUCUCCCACAGAGGAAGCCCAGAGAUCAGCUCACUGGUUCAAUUCCCACAUUCACCACCGCCGCUGCUCCCUGAGCAUGACCCUUGACCCCCAUCACCUCUGUAGCGUAGCAACACCUCUUCAGGAACAAACAGAUGACUGCAGUGUGAGCCGGUGGCCAGCAGGUGGCCAGCAGGUAACCAGCAGGUAACCAGUAGGUAACUAGCGGGUAACCAGCAGGUAACCAGCAG
Molecule: messenger RNA, 2283 nt
Organism: Salarias fasciatus (jewelled blenny)
Lineage: Eukaryota; Metazoa; Chordata; Actinopteri; Blenniiformes; Blenniidae
Gene: exoc7
Product: exocyst complex component 7
Exons: 18
Biological process (GO): exocytosis
Cellular component (GO): exocyst
Molecular function (GO): phosphatidylinositol-4,5-bisphosphate binding
Source: RefSeq, a predicted model, not a curated record